Molecule: messenger RNA, 1371 nt
Organism: Aureobasidium vineae
Lineage: Eukaryota; Fungi; Ascomycota; Dothideomycetes; Dothideales; Saccotheciaceae
Source: the annotation of a GenBank genome assembly
AUACUGCCAUGAACAGCGACAACCUGGUCCGCUUUGCCGGACACCUCUAUCGAUACAUCAGAGACCCUAUGCCUACCAACACACACAACGACGCCAUCUGGUGCCUGGGCCAAACAUACGACUCACACCCCGAGAUCAACCCACCCACGUCNCACACAACCACCACCUCCGCUACCAUCUACUUCAACUCCGACUCCCAAGACGAGUUCGAAACCAUCCAAGUCCAGGAAGCCACCAACGAUAACGCCUGGCCACCUGCCUUUCUCGAUGACCUGGAGUCUCGCAUAUGGCUGACCUAUCGCUCCAACUUCUCCCAGAUCGCCAAGUCUACCAACCCCGAUGCCUCUUCUUCACUGUCUUUCAGAACUCGCCUCUUGCAGCUGGGCAACCAAGGAGGCUUCACAAGCGACACUGGCUGGGGCUGCAUGAUCCGGAGUGCUCAGAGUUUGUUGGCAAACACUUUACAGAUACUUGACCUGGGAAGAGACUGGCGCAAGGGGGAGCAGUCCGAAGCCGAGCGAAAGCUAUUGUCCCUGUUCGCAGAUGAUCCUUCUGCUCCAUUCUCCAUACACCGCUUCGUCGAACACGGCAGCAAAGCCUGCGGCAAGCAUCCUGGAGAGUGGUUCGGUCCUUCGGCGGCAGCUCGCUGCAUCAAGUAUGCCAUCUUGUUCUCUGUCUAUAAGCCCACAUUCGCUGACCAUCAACAGNNAGCCUUAGUAGAUUCACAUGCUUCUUCUGGCCUUCGAGUCUACAUCCGUCCUGAUGAUUCGAGCGUCUACGAAGACAGCCUCAUGAGCACCGCUCGCGCUUCCGACGGCUCCUUCCAACCGACUCUAAUCUUGCUGGGGACCAUGUUGGGCAUUCGUGGUGUGACUUCCUCCUACAGGGAAGCCAUCAAGGCUGCUCUACGUCUUCCUCAAAGUGUCGGCAUUGCUGGUGGCCGACCAUCCUCCUCGCACUACUUCAUCGGCACUCAAGCCGACCACCUCUUCUACCUCGAUCCACACACCACGCGACCUCUGCUACCUGCUUCUCCUUCCGAUGCCGACGUUGCUUCCUGCCACACACGUCGCCUACGCCUGAUAUCCCUUGAAGAUAUGGAUCCGUCCAUGCUCCUCGGCUUCCUCAUCCGCGACGAGGCAGAUUGGAACGACUGGAAAGCCGCCAUCGAGGCCACUCCACCUACCGGUACAAAGAGCAUCGUACACAUCUACAAGGAAGAACCCUCGCUCUCAGGCGAUUCUACCGAUGCCGAAUUUGAACGUGCCGUUGCCGAAGUACAGAGUUGUGACGAAGAUGAAGAGGACGAUGCCAUUAUCUGACGAAUGCAUCCCUAUACUGCUACGACGACUCCGAUGGCGUUCUCUCUGG